CCCUCCCCCAAACCACAGCCCGAGCUCGCUCCUGCGCGCGCGCUCUCCCGGGCCCUAGUGAAUAGUCCUCGCGCGAGCGGGACACGGUGGUGGAUGCAAUUCCUCUCGCCUACCGCCGCCCGGAGCUCCCUGGCGCCGCAGGCAGCGUCCUCCUCCGAAGCAGCUGCGCCUGCACCUGGGCAGCCUGGACCUUCGUGCCCUGCCCUCGGGGCCUCGCGCGGGGGGCGCCCCGGGACACCCCCUGCGGGCCGGGUGGAGGAGGAAGAAGAGGAGGAAGAAGACGUGGACAGGUCCCCCUCCCCUACACAGAACACCUGGCUGCGCUGCCGCCACUUCUCUUUAAGGGGGAAGCGCGGAGGGCCGGGGAGAGCCAUGGGGGGCUGCGAAGUCCGGGAAUUUCUUUUGCAAUUUGGUUUCUUCUUGCCUCUGCUGACAGCUUGGCCAGGCGACUGCAGUCACGUCUCCAACAACCAAGUUGUGUUGCUUGAUACAACAACUGUACUGGGAGAGCUAGGAUGGAAAACAUAUCCAUUAAAUGGGUGGGAUGCCAUUACUGAAAUGGAUGAGCACAAUAGGCCCAUUCACACGUACCAGGUAUGCAAUGUAAUGGAACCAAACCAAAACAAUUGGCUUCGUACAAACUGGAUCUCCCGUGAUGCAGCUCAGAAAAUUUAUGUGGAGAUGAAGUUCACACUGAGGGAUUGUAACAGCAUCCCAUGGGUCUUGGGGACUUGCAAAGAAACAUUUAAUCUGUAUUAUGUGGAAUCAGAUGAGUCCCAUGGAAUUAAAUUCAAGCCAAGCCAGUACACGAAGAUUGACACAAUUGCUGCUGAUGAAAGUUUUACCCAGAUGGAUCUGGGUGAUCGUAUCCUCAAACUCAACACUGAAAUUCGUGAAGUGGGGCCUAUAGACAGGAAAGGGUUUUACCUGGCUUUCCAAGACAUUGGGGCAUGCAUUGCCCUGGUCUCAGUCCGUGUUUUCUACAAAAAGUGCCCCUUCACUGUUCGUAACUUGGCCAUGUUUCCUGACACCAUCCCAAGGGUUGACUCUUCCUCUUUGGUUGAAGUAAGGGGCUCUUGUGUGAAGAGUGCAGAAGAACGUGACACUCCUAAACUGUAUUGUGGAGCUGAUGGAGAUUGGCUGGUUCCUCUUGGAAGGUGUAUCUGCAGUACAGGAUAUGAAGAAAUUGAGGGUUCUUGCCAUGGAACAAAAGAAGAUGCCUACCACCACCACUAUUUAACAGAAUGGGGAGUCCUAACUAGAGAAAUCAGAUAUCUUACUAUCCUUUGUGAGAAAAACAUUCUUGAUUUUAUGUCUAAUAACAGUUAUGAUUACGUGGGAAGUCAUGAUAAACUCAACUACACAUGA
Hipposideros armiger (great roundleaf bat) is the source of this 1368-nucleotide messenger RNA. Its product is annotated as ephrin type-A receptor 6-like. Gene Ontology annotation, molecular function: ATP binding; protein binding; transmembrane-ephrin receptor activity. Lineage: Eukaryota; Metazoa; Chordata; Mammalia; Chiroptera; Hipposideridae. Gene Ontology annotation, cellular component: dendrite; plasma membrane. The record is from RefSeq and is a predicted model, not a curated record. Gene Ontology annotation, biological process: axon guidance; protein phosphorylation; ephrin receptor signaling pathway.